Messenger RNA from Paramacrobiotus metropolitanus, 2397 nucleotides. RefSeq names its product ETS translocation variant 1-like. The transcript has 10 exons. NCBI's taxonomy places the organism in Eukaryota, Metazoa, Tardigrada, Eutardigrada, Parachela, Macrobiotidae. Gene Ontology annotation, molecular function: sequence-specific DNA binding; DNA-binding transcription factor activity, RNA polymerase II-specific. Gene Ontology annotation, biological process: cell differentiation; regulation of transcription by RNA polymerase II. The coding region runs from base 443 to 1741 and encodes 432 amino acids. Gene Ontology annotation, cellular component: nucleus. The record is from RefSeq and is a predicted model, not a curated record.
CAGUCUAGUUGCUUUGCUUCCUGCCGCAUUGCAUUGGAUUUUACGGCGCCCAAAGGCUGAGCCAAAGAACGGUAGUGGCUGGCUUGUGCAUAUCUGGCGCGCAAUAAGCGGAAACGAGCUUUCGUAGACCGGUGUUACAUAUAUUCUUGAUGCGCCACAGCUGCGAAGAGAGAUUCCACUGAAAAUUGCCAACCAGUUUCAAACCAAUGGGCUGCUACGUUUCAGGAUUCAUGUUUACAUCUCACUGACCUAGUUUACAAAUGUUUUAUUGAGCUGAAUCGUAAUCGCGCACAAACUGCCAUUACUUUCAAAUGCCGACGGGACGUUUUUCUCACCGAUCCCAAAUGGAUCGAGAAAAGCGGUUUUUGUGCCAAAUUUCUACCGGUAGCGCCCGGGCUUAGGCGCGAUUGGGUGUUGUUCCGUGCUUCAUAAUGUCCUUCGAAUGGUUACCAUAAUCAGUUCAUGGGAAAUGCCGGUCUCCUACAGAAUGAAUAGAAUGCACAGCAUCAGCGAAGACCACGAAGCCGAGGAUGAGCCACCUCUGGACCUGUCCACGGAGAAUAGCAUUGAGUCAAAGAAUGCACGGAAUUCUUGCUCGUACAAGAAGAACCUUCUCAAACGCUACAUGGUCACUUCGAGCGGAUCCGACGAUGAAGACAGAGAGGAUGAUCCCCGAAGCGAAAGCCGGGAAAGCUUGCAAAAUCUCAGUGAACGUGAUAGUUCACAAUCUCGCACAACGUUAAAUAAGUCGCUCAGUCCACAUUCAGCCUACUCGUCCACCAAUACCGGCUCGCAUCCUCCAAGCCCCUCAGACAGUGGUGUUUCAGACAUCGACAGUAGUGCCAGUGACGAUCGGCGAUUUUCUGCAGCUCAUAAUCCAAAUGUGCAACGGGUGCCAUUUCUCAACCCUACGUUUUUUCCACCAAAUCACAUGUCCCCGCAUCUCCAUCCAGACUUGUAUGGUUCGCAAGCCGCCUUAGCGGCCACGUAUGCCGCUGCAGCCAUGCUGCAGCAGCAGCACCAUUCCCUCCUUUCCGCUUCGCCAGCGUCCCAUCCGCAUGCGAUGAUGGCCCAGUUGGCGGCAAUGUUGGGCCGUGGGAUGCCGGGUCAGCCCAUUCCCUCGCCGGCCAGGAAUGCCGCUCUGGCAGCAGCCGCCGCCGCAGCGCAUUCGCACUAUGCACCGCCGAUGCCGGCUCUGCACCAGCUCCCUCCCAUUUCCCAUGUUACGCAUUCUUCACACGCAUCCGCCCAUCCCACCACCGCGCUCUCCACGGGGCGCAGUCAGUCCCCACUCAAUAUGGAUGCGGAUCAUCUUACACUGCCGGAAGAGGCCGAUUCUGAGGAUCUCCUUGAACCAAAGAAAAAGCAUCGAAAAACGCGGCCAAUGUACGAACCAUCUUUAGACGGCUCUGGUAGCUCGUCAAAGAAAAAGCGCGAGGGCACGACGUAUCUGUGGGAAUUUCUUCUGAAACUGUUGCAGGAUAAGGAAUGCGCGCCGAGAUAUAUUCGGUGGACUAACAAGGAAAAGGGCAUCUUCAAACUGGUUGACAGCAAAGCUGUUUCCAGGCUGUGGGGAAUACAUAAAAACAAGCCCGAUAUGAAUUACGAAACGAUGGGGCGUGCAUUAAGAUACUACUACCAGAGAGGCAUCCUAGCGAAGGUGGAUGGCCAGCGUCUUGUCUACCAGUUUAAAGAGAUUCCGAAAGAGCUUAUAAACGAGCUGCAACGAGAGUCACCCUGAGAGUGCUGUUUGUGCGCAAAUUUGUUGCAUUGCAAUUGGAAAGCGGGACGCAAAGCGUGAUAAAUGAAAGAAGCACCAGGAUCCGAGUGACUACUUGCUGCCUUAUUUAUAGUUGUUCUUAACACAGACUUUUUUCGUACUCAUUGCCGUGUUUCGCGUUUGAUUUGUAUUGUCUUACGUCUGACAAUUUUCCACCUUGGAAGACAAAUUCUUUCCAAUAGCGUUUUGCCGCCCAUUAUGGAUCUGCUUAAACUGGGAAAUUUUUUUCUGUCAUGGCAUUUACUCGUUUAGUAUCGACGUGUACCUAUGCUGCAUGGAAAUGGAUGGGAAGAUCCGGCAUGUGACCUUUCUUAUGGACUUUGAUGGAAAUUGGUUCUGCGCACAGAUUCUGGUUCUUGGUGUUUCCCUUAUUGUAUAGUAGGUCUGCUGUAGUAUUAGUUGUUUCUCUGUCCUAGCGUUUUUAGCCAGUUCUGGCAUCAUUUCUGGGGCAUUUCUAAUUCUGCAGAUGAAUGUACAUGGAGUGGGUGAAUAUGUAACAUUUGUGAUGUAAAAAUUUCUGAAUGACGGUUAAUUAGAAUUAGUGUUCUGGUUGCUGUAUUAGCUACUGAUGCCGAUUCAGAGGCAAUAAAUUCGAUAAAGGUUCUUCGCAAAUAAAC